AUACGCGCCGUGAUACUCUGGAAAUCUGGAUUCAUUUACGGUAGAAGCUCAUCCGCUACUAGAGUAGUAAACACCUGCUCAUGUUCUCUGACCGUGUCAGUCAGUGCUCAUGGGGACACUCAGAGAUCUUCAGUUCGCUUUACAGUUAAAGAUAGAGGAGUUACGGCAAAGAGAUGCUCUUAUAGAUGAGCUGGAGCUUGAACUGGACGCUAAAGAUGAUCUCAUCCGCCGCCUGCAGGGGGAGCUCGACCGGCUGCGGCUCUCUGUUAAUCCUGCUGCAGGUCAACAGCGUGGAUCAUCUGUGAGAGUGAGGAGAAGAGCCGUGGUAACAGAGCCCAUUAACAUGGAGUCUGAACUAGUCUUACAAAAUCCUCCAAUCAGCUACAGCAAAAACCAGGAGUCACAGAAGCUGAUAGAAGCAGCUCUUGUAGAGAACGAGUGUAUGAAAUAUCUAGACAGGGAUCAGAUGCUGUGUUUGGUGGAUUCUGCCUAUCCCAUCACACUCAAACAGGGGAUGUGUGUCAUGAAGGAAGGCGAUGAGGGAUCCCAGGCAUACAUUGUGGAAGUGGGGAAACUGGAGGUGUCCAGGGCCGGCCAGAAGCUGCACAUCAUUAAGCCGAGGGUGAUGUUUGAAGAACUGGCCCUCAUUCAUAGCCACACCUGCUCCACUACUGUCACAGCACUUAUGGAUAGCAGGUUGUGGGUGAUGGAGGGUCCGAUAUUUCAGAAGAUCAUGAUGAGGAGCAGUCUGAUCAAAAUUACACAGUCCGUGCAAUUCCUGCGCAGCGUUCCAGUCUUCAGUGUCUUAACAGAAGAUGCUCUGAUGAAAGUGUCUGAUGCACUGGUGGAGUCUCGCUAUAGGGAUGGUGAUUAUAUUAUUCGAAAUGGCAGUGUGGAAGAUAAUCUCUUCAUUGUGAGUCAAGGCCAGGUUAAAGUUGUAGAGAAACAGUCUGCCAAUGAAGACAGCGUCUUAGUGUCGGUUCUCACCAGAGGAGAUUGUUUUGGGGAGAGAGGUCCACGAGGGGAUGAUGUAAGGUCGAUGAGUGUGGUCGCUGCAGGCGAUGUGACAUGUCUGGUCAUAGACAGAGAGAUUUUCAAACGGAUAAAUGGAGGCUUCAGCGACGUCAGAACAAAACAGAGCUGCAACACCAGAUCAAUGUCAGAGGAAAAUGGGUCUGCAUUUGGUGAAAUGACUCUCGGCAGUUUUCAGGUGUUGUAUAAUCUGGAAGACGGACGGUGUGGUCACACUCAGGUGGUCCGCCUGAAGAGUGACCCCAGAUGCAAAUACACAUUGAAAGCCAUAAGAAAGCAGGCGAUACGAAACACGGGUCAAAGAGAAAGGAUUCUUGCAGAGAAACACAUUCUUAAAGAUCUUCAAAGUCAAUUCAUAGUGAGGUUGCACUGUACCUUUAAAGACGCUAGAUACCUUUAUAUGUUGAUGGAGGCCUGUGAAGGUGGAGAUCUGUGGAAUUUAUUGAAAGAGAGGGGGUCACUGGAGGAAAGUGCUGCUCGCUUUUACACAGCGUGUGUGCUGGAAGCUCUUAGUGUUCUGCACAGUAAAGACAUCAUUCACAGAGACCUAAAACCAGAAAAUGUUCUGCUGGACCAGCGAGGAUAUGCUAAACUGACAGGGUUUGGUUGUGCUAAAAAGCUGGGGUCUUUGCACAGGUCCUGGUCAUUCUGUGGGACUGUGGGUUAUCAGGCACCAGAGGUUAUUUUGCAUAUGGGUCAUGGUCUGUCUGCAGAUCUCUGGGCUGUAGGGAUGCUGGUGUGUGAACUGCUCAAUGGCAGUCCUCUGUUCUCUGGUUUAGAGCAGCUGAGGGUUUACACAGCAACCCUCAAGGGAAUAGACGAGGCAGAGCUUCCCAAAACCAUCAGCAGGGCUGCAGCCAAUCUCAUCAAGAGCCUCUGCAGACACAACCCCACAGAGAGACUGGGCAAGAGGAAUGGGGUCAAGGACAUCUGCAGACACAUGUGGUUUGAAGGGUUUGACUGGGACGGACUGCAGAAGGUCACAAUGCCACCACCACUAAUACCAAAUGUUUCAAAUCAUGGAGGAUCAGCUCCUUCAGCAGAAAGCCGAACUGAUGCAGCACCAAUAGAUGAUUCAGAUUGGGACAUAGACUUUUGAUUUAUGACACGGUGAUAUAUGGACAAUGUAAACUGUGUGAUAUAUUGGACUCUAUUUAUUAUACAUCA
This is a messenger RNA of Misgurnus anguillicaudatus (oriental weatherfish), 2199 nucleotides long. The record is from RefSeq and is a predicted model, not a curated record. Lineage: Eukaryota; Metazoa; Chordata; Actinopteri; Cypriniformes; Cobitidae.